Messenger RNA from Hylaeus anthracinus, 1930 nucleotides. RefSeq names its product cytochrome P450 9e2-like. NCBI's taxonomy places the organism in Eukaryota, Metazoa, Arthropoda, Insecta, Hymenoptera, Colletidae. The record is from RefSeq and is a predicted model, not a curated record. The coding region runs from base 300 to 1808 and encodes 502 amino acids. The transcript is spliced from 2 exons. Gene Ontology annotation, molecular function: iron ion binding; oxidoreductase activity, acting on paired donors, with incorporation or reduction of molecular oxygen; heme binding.
CUCAAUGAUAAGAUUAGACAGAUAACCAGACUUUAAAUUUUGUGAAACAGCUUAAUCUCGAAACAUGGUUCGAGUCAUUCCCUCUCAGGUAAUGGCGUGCAGAAGUAACUUCGCGCGCCAAACAUUGAUUUCAUUUACGCGUGACUCACGAGUCCACGUGACCACCACUUUCAGACGUUAGAUCACCGCUAUCUGCGCGAAUGCCAGUUUAGCGACGCUCCUCUGCGUGCAAGCAAACGCUUUAUUUCGCCACUCAGCCGCAUUUUCUUCGAGAAGUUGUCUGUCGAGUCUCGAUCAAGAUGAUCUCGUUCACAAUAGCGUUAAUCGUCGUGGCUGUGUUGCUCCUCGUUUACCGCUAUCUGUGGAAGCCGAUGAAGUACUUCGAGCAAGUGGGUGUCCCCCACGAACCAUGGCUGCCGAUCGUAGGCCACUUGGCGCCGAUCGUGUUUCGUCGGGUCUAUUUUUCCGACCAUUUCCAAGCAAUGUACAAUCGUUUUCCAGACGCCAAGUAUUUUGGAGUCUACAGUUUUACCAAACCUGCGAUAGUGCUCCGUGAUCCUGACUUGAUCGCUUCAAUUACCAUAAAGAACUUCGAUAACUUCACCGACCAUGUUGGCUUCGCUAACGAACAAUUGGAUCCUCUGUUGGGGAAAAACCUGUUCGCUAUGAAGGGCAACAAUUGGCGAGAGAUGAGGAAGGUGUUGAGUCCAGCGUUCACGUCCGCCAAGAUGAAGAUCAUGUUCAACCUGAUUAUCGACUGCGCGGAUAACUUCACCAAGCAUAUCGCGAAACACUCCAAAGACGGGAAAAUAUUCAAUGUGAAGGACAUCUUUGGUAGAUACACGAACGACGUUAUCGCAACUACCAGCUUUGGAAUUGCUGUGGACUCGAUGGAGGAUCCUGAGAACGAAUUCUUCGUGUUCGCCAAGCAAACUGUACAGGCUUUCAAUAACCAGACGGCGAAGAUGAUGCUGAUAACGAACUUUCCUACUCUGGCAAGACUGCUCCGUAUGAGGAUGUUCAACGAGGCGACACAUCGAUACUUUACCAGUGUUGUUGCCAACACUGUUCAAAUGAGGAAGGAGAAGGGUAUUUACCGACCAGACAUGAUCCAGCUGAUGAUGGAGUCCAGACACGGGGACGGACGAGAGCUCAGCAUCGAUGAAAUAACGAGCCAAGCGUUUAUCUUCUUCCUGGCUGGUUACGAAGCGUCCUCGACCUUGCUGUCCUUCGCUGCUCACGAAAUCGCCGUCAACCCUGACGUACAGGCUAGAUUGCGAGCAGAAAUCGAGGAUGUCAUGAAAGCUACCAAUGGAAAACCCACCUACGACGCUGUCAACAACAUGAAGUAUAUGAGCGCAGUGAUAAACGAAGCUGGCAGAUUAUACCCUGCGGCAGUCGCUUUGGAUCGACUCUGUGUAAAGGAGUUCGUGCUCCCCCCCGCAACAGAGAAUUCCAAGCCUGUGACGAUGAAACCGGAAGAUCUCGUGUGGAUCAUACCAUUUACGCUCCACCGAGAUCAAAAGUACUUCCCAGAGCCGAAAAGAUUCGAUCCUGAUCGGUUUCUGACGGAAGAGAUUCCUCAGAACGUGUUCGUUCCAUUCGGUAUAGGCCCAAGGAUUUGCAUAGCGAACAGGUUCGCCUUGAUGGAGGCCAAGAUUGCGUUGUUUUACCUUCUACUGCGCUGCGACAUAGAGCCUUGCGCGCAGACUACCAUUCCUAUGAAAUUCAGCACUAAGACCUUCUCCAUGGUGCCUGAAAAUGGAUUCUGGUUGAGGUACAAGACCAGGGAAAAUGGAAACGCGUAACUGUCGUCAGUGUUGAUGUCGAUGAAGCUUUGGAUGCUACACCUGAUAAAUAAAAAAUGUAUUUGAAUAAAACAUUUAUCUCUUAACCUGCUCCGAAUCUCUUAUAAAUUGUUAUUUGCAAC